Messenger RNA from Lachancea lanzarotensis, 1014 nucleotides. RefSeq names its product LALA0S05e05204g1_1 (gene ATP11). The record is from RefSeq and is a predicted model, not a curated record. Gene Ontology annotation, cellular component: mitochondrion. Lineage: Eukaryota; Fungi; Ascomycota; Saccharomycetes; Saccharomycetales; Saccharomycetaceae. Gene Ontology annotation, biological process: mitochondrial proton-transporting ATP synthase complex assembly. The transcript has a single exon. The coding region runs from base 1 to 1014 and encodes 337 amino acids.
AUGGUGAUGAGCCUUGUGAACCGUAACGUGGCCCGAAUCCUUCGCAACCAAACUCGAAAGGCGUCUGCAAUCUCAGUGUCAAGUUUUGUCCAGCAACAGCAACAGCAACGGCAACAGGAACAGUCUUUACGGAUAAAAAACUAUUCGACAGAGGCUCUAGAACACAAAUACCACGAAAAAUUAGUGCAAAAGGCCAAAGCGCAAGGAUUUGAAAGUAUAGACCUUCUCAAAGAGAAUCUAAAAUCUGAAAUCGAAGACAAAAAACGUACACUCAACAGAAUCGAUCCUCUGCAAGAACUGGCUGAUUACGAACAACGGAUGAAAAUGGCUAGUAACAACGCCAAGAUGACACAACCCAGAGGCCCCGUGGACGCUGCGGCAAGCCCGGCACCAUUCAAGACCCUAGACUCGUUUUUGAAGCUCGAGAAAAUCAAGGACCUUUCCAAGCAAGAAAUCGAGUUUUUAUGGCGUGCCCGUUGGGCCAACAACAACCAGGCUCUGAACGCAGUGGUACCCGCCACGGUGUUUGACCAGAUGUCCAAACACUUCAAAGCUGUUCCCACAUUCGUGCUGCCGUUGCCUCGCGAAAUCAAAGCCGAAGCUUCCGAUCUGCAAGGCAACAACGCAAAUGACAGUGACAGUCAGGGCGUUGAGCUUCACUACAUUCAAUGGCAAGUAGCUGGACCCACCACCGUCCACUGCAUCAUAACGUCCUUGGCCGAGUACAAACUGCACAAAGAGUAUGCCAAACCACAUACUACUUUCCAGUUCCACACAGAUCUUGCUCAAGAUAAACGCAUAGUGCUCAUGAACGGGCAUGUCGAAAAAGAUGUCAAUGUGUCUCUCCAAGAUGCCCAGCUGUUGCUUUUGAACAUUCAACGUUUCUACGGAGCCAUGGGCGAGGAAACCAUUCCUUCCAAGCAAAGACUCCAGCUUCUACACGAUUUCGGCAGUGGUUCGACCAAUUUCAGUGUAGAAAAGCUAAUCAGUUUGGCUCAAUCUAUGGACAUUUAA